UUGCAAAGGUGUGAACCUUCCUCCACGAGUCUCUCCAAAUACCUUACCUUACACUUACUUUCUACACAAGUGUGUCAUUGUGCGCACUCAAUUUUUCCUCCAUCUCUUAUCGCACGUUGCUUAAGUGAGUCGCUUCUGCAGCGUGCCAUCGUACCUGUUGAUAUCGGACUUCCGGCCGCUGGCGCAAAACCGUCGCAAACGUCAUCACUCGACAGCUUCAAUAAGCAUGCGCUAAGUCUGGUGUGCAACUCGACACUCUUCUAACUGGCUACAUCACCGGACUACUCUGCAUAUAAUUCGAGCACAGGUUAGUCAUCAAGUUCAAGAAAGUCUUUAUCGGAAUAUUCCCUAAGAUGCGACUCCUAUCGAUGCAGGGCACACCACUACUGCACCAUGGCUUCUCAGCGGCACACCACGGCCUCGAGGCCUCGUCGCGACUCAGCGAUCGCUACAGGUUCCCAAUCUACUGCCAACGAUCGAAUGCGAGUCACCAAGGCCGGAGCCCGAACGUCCCCGAAUAAGCUCGCCGAUGGUCUCCGAUCUAAAACUCGAUCCUCGACUCGCUCCCACAUUCAGUCAUAUGUUGGCAUGGAAAGCUCCGAUGAGGAAGACUCCAUCGCGGAUGAAUCCGAAGAUUUUGAAGAGUCACCACGCACCUCACGCAAGAGUCCCCGAAAGACGCCGACCAAGGCUAGCGAUGGAAGAGGGGUUAGCCGGGCCGGCACCAAACGCAAGUCGACCACCACUGCGCGAGACUCUGCCCCUAAGAGAGGUCGAGGUCGACCUCGCAAAGUGGAGGCUUCACCGCGGAAAGCCAAGCACGACUCCUCGGACGAAUCCGAAGACAAUGGGUUCGAAGACGAACUCUCAGAUGCCAAACCUACCCCAAAGACCACGCCGGCUAAGCCGCGAGGGAGGCCCCCAAAGAAAAAGGUGGACAUCGACAUGAACACUACAAGCCCUGUCAUUCCAAACUGGCUCGACCCCCAAAUUGCGCAUUCAAUCUGGGUUCAGAUAUUUCAAUUCGCGGCGAUUUCAGGCGAUGAGCAGGAUACAUUAGACGUCAACUGGAUCCUCCAUACGGCUAGGACGUGCAGGCAAUUCGCUGAUCCGGCAUUGACCGUUCUCUACAAAUGUCCACCAGUACGGGACGAGACCAAAGCUUAUGGGCUCGCGGAGUUGCUCGAGAAGCCGCCAUCGCAGACUACAUUCAACUACAGAGCGAAAAUCGAGGCCCUUCACAUCGACGUCAGACUGGUGUCUUUACGAGGCCUGACAUCGCCACUGAAGCUGAUGCAGAACUUGCCACGUCUCAAAGAGGUCCUACUCGUGCAUGGAUAUGACCAGGCCCCUUUUCGAAAGUUGAAGGAAUCCAUCAAGUGGACGUAUCCUGACGAGCUCUUCGAGGCAUUUGAGGUGUCUCCUACUGCAGCUGCUGAGGCUGGGGAAAAGACUGCAAUAACACGGCUCCAAAGCUGGCAAUGGAGCUCCAGGCUGAUGGACAAGAACUGGGAGGCGAGCCUUGCGAGACUUCAAGAAGUUCACCAGAUGCCGAGCUUCGUCUCUUUACGGAAACUCAAGUUCGUGAACUACCAGAUGCCCUCCAUCAGACUGGACAAAGAUCCCGAGACCAAUCCCGAAUUGCUUGCCGAAGAUGAGAAGUCUGUGAGCCUGCUUGCAAACUCUAUUCUGGCUCUUCCCAAUCUCGACGAUCUGGUCUUCGAAUCUUCGACAAUCAUUACUACGUCACUGUUUCCCUUGCUCCCAGCAAGGCUGAGACGCCUAGAGCUAGUGAACUGCGCGGAAGUUAUUGCCGACGAUUUCAGCUUGUUUCUGGUCACGAAAGGACAUCAGUUGCAAUCGCUUGUGUUGAAUCACAACCGUUCACUGAACCUAUCUUUCCUUACAGUGCUGGGAACUGCGUGUCCGCACCUAAAGGAGCUGCGUAUGAACCUGCAGUACUUCAGCUUAUUGGAAUCGAGUAACGAUCGACUUCCCUCUUACGACACGCUACUGCUGCCGAAUGAGGUUCCUAGCUGGCCAGCAUCUUUGCAAGUGGUUCAUCUGGAGAAUCUUCGUCACUGGAGUUCCGGCGCAGCUGAUACUGCGGUUGCGGAGGCCUUUCUUCAAUCAUUGAUUGAUAGCGCUAAAGAGUUACCGGAUCUCAGACACAUCUCCAUCAAGGCAAUGCUCAGCAUUUCCUGGCGGUCACGAGUGGAACUCCGAAAGUCGUGGCAGGAGAAGUUUGAAAAGAUCUUCCUUCGACAAAGCCCCGAUCCAAAACAACACUUCACCCUGCAGAAACCAUUGCCCGUCGAGUCAUCUCACCUGGUCGUUUCGAAGCGAAAGUCCAAGAAACCUGCCGCAGAGCCAUCCCGGCGGAGCAAACGAGUUGUGUCCUAUGCUUCGGGUACCUCUUCUCGCGCUAGCAGCACGUCGAGAGGGCUUCGUGGCCAGCAGCUGCAGCCCAAGUCGUACGCGGAGCCUGACAGCGACGAAUUCGACUCUGAAAACGAUGUCGAUAUGGAAGAACCCGAAGAAGAUUCCAAUCAGGGCGAGACCGACGAAGCCUCUGAAGAAGCAGCGGCAGACACAUUUGUACAAGGCAUGUGCAACGUUGUCGAUAUCCACAUCGACAACCAAAAGCCCCGGGAGCAUCAGUAUAGCAUGGAUGACUUCCUGAACGACGAACGCGACUUUGAGGUCGAUGACGAAUGGGAUAGCGAUAUGGACUACGCGUAGGAUUGACUGUUUCUUUGCUUCCCUUUCUUUGUCGGCGAGAGGUACUCGCAUGACCCC
This is a messenger RNA of Colletotrichum scovillei, 2799 nucleotides long. RefSeq lists its product as uncharacterized. Gene Ontology annotation, molecular function: DNA binding. Gene Ontology annotation, biological process: regulation of DNA-templated transcription. Gene Ontology annotation, cellular component: nucleus; chromatin. The record is from RefSeq and is a predicted model, not a curated record. Bases 394 to 2742 code for a protein of 782 amino acids. The transcript has a single exon. Lineage: Eukaryota; Fungi; Ascomycota; Sordariomycetes; Glomerellales; Glomerellaceae.